AUGACGAUCGAUGACUUGGUCAACACCUUCAGGAAGCCUCUGUCGCAACCCAUUCUCUCAUCCCCACCACGACUUAGGAUCACCCGGGCGGCGAGGGAGCGCGACGAUGAGGAGCUCAUCCCCAAGCGGAGCGCUCGUCUUGCUGCGAAGAGUAGGUUCCGAGAGCCAAAGCCGGAAGCACAGGCAAGGAAGGUCAUGAUGAAGCGCCUGGGCGUUGAGGUAGAGACGCAACUACCUGAUGAAGCAUCGUUCCAGGAAUUACAGGCGGCCUUCACUCUACCGCUCACGCCUUCGACGUGGGAGGCAUGGAGGUGCUUUUCCCAGGCAGGAAGCAGCGGGCUGUUAGGGCUGUUCGCGCCGCCUAGUAGGACGAUAGCUCUACCAUGCGCGGUCUAG
This is a messenger RNA of Miscanthus lutarioriparius, 396 nucleotides long. NCBI's taxonomy places the organism in Eukaryota, Viridiplantae, Streptophyta, Magnoliopsida, Poales, Poaceae. The record is from the annotation of a GenBank genome assembly.